Messenger RNA from Racocetra fulgida, 364 nucleotides. NCBI's taxonomy places the organism in Eukaryota, Fungi, Glomeromycota, Glomeromycetes, Diversisporales, Gigasporaceae. The record is from the annotation of a GenBank genome assembly.
UAAUACUUCAAAUGAUGCUAAUAAUCUUGAAUUGCCUUUAGAAAAUAACAGUUUUAGCGAAGAGCUUUUAGAUAUGACAAUUAAUGAAAGUCCCUAUAAUGUACAAAAUAAUGAUGAUAAUAUACUUCAUUAUGAUUUAAAUGAAGUAUAUGAACUUAUAAGUAAGCUAUUUGAAGAAUUUAAAAUAUCUAAUAAAUCUACACAUUUUGCUUUUGAAAUCGAAUUGGAACAAGACCUUAUUAUAGCCUCUCUAGAUCAACAAAAUUUAACUGAUGUAUCUGACUUGAAAGCAAUUGAAAAAAAAUUCUGCCAAUUUGCAAAGAUACUUAUUGUUCCACUUGAGUCCGGUUCUGAGUAUUAUUAG